UCCAACACGCAAAACAGAAAUAAGGACGGAAACCAAACCCCUGAUGGCCUGAUCCGAUCGAGCUCGCACACUUGCCACCGGCCCACCGCCACCGCCUCCCACUCCCCAUGGGGCUCCUCAACUCCCUGCCGCCGCAUCGCCGGGGCGCCCUCUCCGGUGGUUGGCAGUGGUCGUUCCUCGACGUCGUCUGGGCGGUCUUCCUACUCGCCGUGGUCGUCUUCCUCGCGCUCGUCUUCACCCCGCACCGCGGUGAUCCCCUCGCCGCCGCCUCCGUCCGCGCCGGAGGCGCGGUGCCGCCGUGCGCCGCCUCGGAGGUGGACCUCCUCCCCUGCGAGGAUCCGCGCCGCAGCUCCCGCCUCAGCCGCGAGAUGAACUACUACCGCGAGCGCCACUGUCCCGCGCGGGGCGAGGCGCCCGCAUGCCUCGUCCCGCCGCCGCGGGGCUACCGCGUCCCUGUGCCCUGGCCCGAGAGCCUCCAUAAGAUCUGGCAUGACAACAUGCCUUAUGGUAAGAUUGCUGAAAGAAAAGGUCACCAAGGGUGGAUGAAGCAUGAAGGUUCAUACUUUAUUUUCCCUGGUGGUGGCACUAUGUUCCCUGAUGGAGCUGAACAAUACAUUGAAAAGCUUACCCAGUACGUUCCACUGAAAACUGGUGUGCUCAGGAUAGGUCUUGAUAUGGGAUGCGGGGUUGCUAGUUUUGGAGGCUUUUUGCUUAAGGAGAAUAUCACGACGCUUUCAUUUGCACCAAGAGAUUCACAUAAGUCUCAAAUACAAUUUGCUUUGGAGAGAGGAAUUCCUGCAUUUCUUUUGAUGUUGGGUACACGCCGUCUUCCAUUUCCAGCACAGGCCUUUGAUUUUGUCCAUUGCUCCCGGUGUUUGAUACCUUUUACUGCCUAUAAUGGAACUUAUUUUAUUGAAGUUGACCGUCUACUUAGACCAGGGGGGUAUCUAAUCAUAUCAGGACCCCCGGUGAGAUGGAAGAAGCAGGAGAAAGAAUGGGGUGAACUUCAAGCAAUGGCACAAGCUUUGUGUUACGAAUUGAUCACUGUAGAUGGUAAUACUGCCAUUUGGAAGAAACCUGCAGUGGCUUCAUUUCUUCCUAAACAAAAUGAAUUUGGCCUUGAUUUUUGUAGCACUGAUGAUGAUCCAGAUGAAGCAUGGUACUUCAAGUUGAAGAAAUGCAUCAGUAAAGUUUCUAUGGUGGAAGAAAUAGCCAUAGGUUCCAUCCACAGGUGGCCAUAUAGGCUGUCUAAACCUUCUGCUAGGGCAUCACUUAUCAACAAUGGAGCAAGCUUAUUUGAAGUAGAUAAUCAGAAGUGGGCUAGAAGAAUAUCAUAUUAUAAGAAAUCACUUGGUGUGAAGCUUGGGACUACACAUGUACGCAAUGUCAUGGACAUGAAUGCAUUCUUUGGAGGAUUUGCAGCCACUAUAGUGUCUGAUCCUGUAUGGGUUAUGAACGUUGUUCCUGCUCAAAAACCAUUGACACUCGGUGUAAUAUAUGAUAGGGGGCUUAUUGGAGUUUAUCAUGACUGGUGUGAACCAUUCUCAACGUACCCUCGAACUUAUGAUCUCAUUCAUGCUGAUGGAAUCAACUCCUUGAUAAGUGACCCGGUUUCUAUGAAUAACAGAUGUGACCUAUUUGAUGUCAUGUUGGAGAUGGACCGCAUGCUGCGCCCAGAAGGAACUGCUGUUAUAAGGGGAUCCCCAGAUGUGAUCGGCAAGGCAUCACAGGUUGCUCAGUCGAUUAGGUGGAAUGUCCAGGUGCACGACAGUGAGCCUGAAUCAGGUAGUUCUGAGAAAAUACUUGUAGCUACGAAAACAUUUUGGAAGCUACCACUAACACCACGAUAGGCUAACUCUAUUCGUUGUUUAAUCUCGUUUCUCUUAACAUCCCCUGAUUUUGUGUUUUUGGGGAUGAACUGGAGGGAAAUAUGUCAUGCUAAUGCUGAUUCCUGAAAAAGUUUCAUCAAGGUAGUCAUUCUUUCUUCAUUAUUAUUUUUGUUCUAUAGUGAAAAAUUAGUUGUAAUUGCUCCAUCCCAUUUGACAGAAGAAUUCUGAUUGAUGUUGUUAUAGUCUCGUAACACUUUU
This is a messenger RNA of Phragmites australis (common reed), 2087 nucleotides long. RefSeq names its product probable pectin methyltransferase QUA3. Gene Ontology annotation, molecular function: methyltransferase activity. Gene Ontology annotation, cellular component: cytoplasm; trans-Golgi network; endosome. The transcript has 7 exons. Lineage: Eukaryota; Viridiplantae; Streptophyta; Magnoliopsida; Poales; Poaceae. The record is from RefSeq and is a predicted model, not a curated record. The coding region runs from base 108 to 1850 and encodes 580 amino acids.